AUGGACUAUCACAACGUUCUGUGUCUUACACUGAUUUUUCAUGCCGCUUUAGUCUGGAGUAAUGGUGAAGACGGUCUUACCUGCCCAGAACACCAGCAGGCUCUUGAGAGCUAUUGCUAUGAAUUUGUGGGUCUGCAGCGUAGUUUUCUCAGCGCUCAAGCUUGGUGUGAGAGAGGCGGCGGGCACCUGGCCUUCAUCCAGAAUGACGAGACCCAGCAAUUUCUCCAGAAACACCUGCAGACAGAACAAAGCUGGUGGAUCGGACUAGCGCCUUCUUCUGUCAAUCUCACUUUGGAUCCUGCGGCCACAGACGUUCUCUUAUCCUGGCUGGAUGGCUCGGAUGUCAGUUUUUCCAGCUGGCUCAGAGAGCCUGCACAGAACGCAAGCUGUGGAUACAUUAUGAGAGAUUCUGGGUUUCAGUGGGAGACCACCAGUAACUGCAGCCAGGAGCUUUAUUUUAUCUGCGAAUUUGAGUCUGGGCGUUCAUUAGCCUGCGCUGAUCAUAACGCUACACUUCAAUGUGGCUCUGGUCAAGUGAUAGAGAUUGACGACAGUUUCUACGGCAGGAAAACGCUGCAUUACUGCAGGAGCAGUCGCAGUCCGACUCAUGCAUCUCCACAGCAGGAGGAGUGCAGCUGGGUGGACAUUGUAGAUACCGUCUCAGGGAACUGCCACGGGCUGCAGGUGUGCCAGGCUGCUGUUGAUAUCUCAUCCUUUGGAGAGCCGUGUCCGACUUUUGGAAGCUAUUUGUCAGUGGAAUAUCAUUGCAAAAACGCUCUUCAUCUGUUGAUGAGCAAACUGGCAGCAGUUUUUGACAACGUCACGAUUACAGUGAAGUGGCUGUUACACCCCUUUCAAGGCAACCUCACGUGCACAUUGAGCGCAGGUGAUGGGCACGUUAUCGAGAAUUACAGUCCAGAUAAGAUGGAGAAUGUGGUCCAUAAGUACAACCGUGCUGGACUGUACACGGUCACGGUCGAGUGUAGUACCAGUGAAUGGCACGUGGCCGCCCAGAAGAGCAUCCUUAUCCAGGAACCACUUGGAGAGUUUGGGACCGUGCGGUGCUACAGCCUGAAUCAAUCCACAGACCAUUCAAACUGCAGAGCGCUUUAUAAUAACCCACUGAACAUUGAAGUGCAGUUAGAUGCAGGAACAAACGUCACCUACAAAAUUCAACAUGGACACACGAAGCUGAAUUCCUCUUCUGCUCUCAAUGGGCUUUUGCGUCACAACAUAAGCUUAUCUCCAGAAGUCCAGCUCCAGAUGGGACCAGGCUGCCACCAGCUCACCAUAGCGGCUCUCAAUGAGGUCACGCGCACAGAUCGAUCCGCCAGCCUGAAUGUGUGCUUGAUGGAGCCGGUGGAGGAUCUCUGGGCAGAAGUGGAAUUCAAGCCUGAAAAGUGUCCGGCUUAUGACCUGCAUGUCAACGUUUCUCUGGCUCGGGGUGCUCCAGUGCUGCUGCAUUUCCUGGUGUCUGGAACCAAUCCCACCUUUUCAGAGAAGCAUGAGAUGCAAUACGGAGGUCCACAGACUUUCCGUAUCUCAAACACAGUACCAGGCGCAUUCAAUGUUGCGAUCAGAGCAGCAAAUAACUUCUCGGUUAUGGAAACAGAUGCUGGAAACGUAACAGUUUAUUGCCACAAUGAAACGAAUCUGAAGAUCAUUGCUGAUCCAGAGGUUCCAGUCAUUGGCUCUAGUAGUGUGAAGUUAUAUGUGAAUGGAUUCGAUGAUGAAAACACUAUCUGGACAUGUAACGAGACUUGUCCCUGUACCACUGAAGUGAAAGGCAGCACAUAUGAGAUACCUGAAUCAUGUCUGCCACCUGUCUACAGUUUCUCACUAUAUACUGUAUUUACCAAAUCAAAUGGUUACCAACAAAGUGCAACUAGAUGCAUCACCGUCGUUCCUGGGAACGAUAUACAGCUACAUAUAAACUGCUCCGACUGCAAUCCAGUCAAUAUUGCAGACGCUGUUACACUGCAGGUGGAAUGUGAAGACUGUCAAAAGGUUGUGUGGUACUUUGAGAGCACAGAGGAUUUUACUGGUUUGCUAAGGGACUGUCACUCAGAGGCAGUGCAAAGACCGUUGAUAAAGCAGGCAGAGGAUGUUACCUCUCUAACUAUAGACAGCGAAGUUCUGCAGAAAGCAAACCAUGAUAUCACAGUGGUGGUUUAUGCUGUCAAAGACAACUUAUCUGGAUCUGCUAAAUACAUUGUUCCAGUUACCAGUACAUCCAUUAGUGAGACGGAUUCUCUUCCACAGACUCCAUCCAUCUUAAAUCCGCCCUCUUGUACCAUUAGCCCUGUAAUGGGUGAUGUUCUCUCACCCUUUAAUAUCACCUGUCCUGUGGAUCCAUCUUUCUGUGAAGCUGGGCCCUGUACAUACUGCUUUAAAACAGACCGAGGAAACUUUUUCUACUGUGGUGUCGAGCAUGCGGUAGAGUCGCUUUAUCUUCCUCUAGGGGAUGAACGUAAUAACUACAUCCUGACAGUGGAAAUCACUGUUACAAAUGCUGCAGGUGUUGCUGUCAACUCUACUGUAACUACAUGGGUGAAUAAUACUGUUAAGCCCACUAUUGAAGAUCUUCAGGUGCUUGUUUCCAGCCAGGUAUCUCAGCUGCAGCAGCAGGGUCGACUCACAGGUGCAGCGCUGGCACAAAUGUUCACGUCUGUAUCGAACAGACUGAACGAUGCGUUGCCUGUCCAACAAGAUAAAAGUUUCAAAAAAGAGCUGAGACAACAAAUGUUGCAAAGCAUGAGUGUUGCCAUAAGCAUGGAACCCCCCAAGAACCCAGCAGAGGUUCAGAUGAGUGCUGAUGCUGUCGUAGGCCUCACAACACAAGGAGACGAGUUAACAGACACUGCUCAGUUACAGGCUAGUUCGGUUCUAACAAACCUCAGUCAGUCUCUGGUCUAUCUGAGCCAUUCUGCUGAGGAAUUCUCUGAGCAGGUGCUACAAGCCGCCACGCCGAUUAUUGAUGGUGUCAGUAACAUCCUUAAAGUUUUUUCCAGCAGAGAUGAGCAGAGUGAGAUCUCCGGUCAUUUAUUGAACACGGUGGGCAAUGUUCAGAGUGCCUUGCUGGCUGGGAAAGAGGUCAACCAGGAGCCCACCAUUCUGAGCACUUCAGUGAUGGGUUUAUAUGUCAACAGAUUGUCCGUAGAUGGACUUCAGAAACAAUCUUUUAACAUUGAGAACAGAAACUCCGCCAGUUUUAUGCUCCCAUCUCUAGGUGCUAAUGUUCUAUCUGCAGAAGAACCGGUAGAUGUUCGGAUGACGAGUUAUAAGAUAAAUCCGUUCUCCUGGUGUGAGAGCGAGCAGAUCAGUGGAUCCGUGGGGUCUCUCUCUCUUACGAAAAAGAACGGUUCUGUGAUUCCGGUGGCAAACCUCACUGAGGAGAUUGAGAUUCUUUUACCAAGAACAGAGAUGGAGAAUGUUAACCAAACUCUUCUAGAUCUGGGAAACUACAGCACUGUGGUCAUCAAUGUGACCACACCGAAUAUAUCUCUGGUUUUGAGGUUUGAACCUUCAGAGGACACAUCUCUGCACCUGCUCCUGGGUUUUCAGGAUUACCCAAACGACACGAAUUAUGAUGCUCAGACUCAGCUGCCUCGAGAUGGGAAAUCUGAAGAGGAGAGGUACACGUGGGUGAUUAACCCUACGGAAAUGCCCAUAGAAGUGGGUGUUUACUACCUACUAGUGAGGCCUGUAGUUGACGCAGGGGUGAAUUUCACAAAAGCCUCAGUUUUCGUCACAACCAUUGCUGCUCAAUGUUUGUACUGGGAUGAGAUGAACGGCAACUGGAGUCGUGAUGGCUGUAGGGUUGGUCCUCGUACUACAGCAUCGAUUACUCAGUGCCUGUGCACCCAUCUGACAUUUUUUGGAAGCUCAUUCUUCGUCAUGCCCAACGUGGUCGAUGUGUCUCGCACGGCUGAACUCUUUGCCAACUUUGUAAACAACCCAGUGGUGGUGUGUUUCGUCGGAGCCAUCUUUCUGGUGUACCUGGUUGUCGUGGUGUGGGCACGGAGGAAGGACAUUGAGGAUGUUGUGAAGGUGAAAGUCACAGUACUUGAAGACAAUGACCCCUUGGCUGAAUAUCGUUACCUGUUAAGCAUCAACACGGGGCAUCGCCGUGGAGCCUCCACUUCCUCUCAGGUGACAGUGAUUCUGCAGGGUGCAGAAGGUGAAAGCGAAGCUCAUCAUUUGACUGAUCCUGAUAAGCCAGUGUUUGAAAGAGGAGGGCUGGAUAUGUUCUUGUUGACCACACCGUACUCACUGGGAGAACUUCAGAGCAUCAGACUGUGGCACGACAACUCAGGGGAUUAUCCUGCUUGGUAUGUGAAUAAGGUCAUGGUACAGGACCUGGAGACUGGACAGAAGUGGCACUUUCUGUGCAACUCGUGGUUGGCUAUUGACAUGGGAGAGGGCACGCUGGAUAAAGUGUUUCCUGUAGCGACAGAGAUGGACUUGAAAAGGUUCAGCAAUCUGUUCUUCAUGAAGACCGCAAAAGACUUCCGUGAUGGUCACAUCUGGUUCUCCGUGAUCAGUCGUCCACCGAGCAGUAACUUCACCAGAGUGCAGCGUGUCUCCUGCUGUUUCUCACUGCUGCUCUGUACAAUGUUGACCAGUAUCAUGUUCUGGGGCAUCCCAACAGACCCCUCCGAGCAGACCAUGGAUCUGGGUCAGAUUGAGUUCACCUGGCAGCAGGUCAUGAUUGGCAUCCAGAGUUCAAUCAUCAUGUUUCCCAUCAACCUCCUCAUCGUGAGCAUCUUCAGAAACGCUCGUUCAAGAGAGCGAACGACAGAACUGCCUUCGAAGCAACAGUCAAAGAUAGAUCCGACAAAGCAGGGUAAAACUGGACGUGUGUCUCCGAAUCAGCCACCCUCUCCAGACAAUAAUCACAAGGAGAUCACUCCAGACACUGUAAUAAAGGACAUUAAACGGAUCGCACAGUCCCUCCAUAAGGUCAUGAGAAGACCCGUUCCAAAGAUAGAAGUGGACCCUGGUAAAACAGAUAUCAACACUCUAUUGUCACUGGUUGAAGAGACAAUACGUCAACACAAUCGAGUCGGUAAUGAGUUUUACACCGACUCUUCUAAAAAGGAGCAAACGCUUGCUGUUUCUCUGAGAUAUGUAAAUCUGCAAGAGACCAGUUUUUGUGAGAGCCCCGAGCGAAGUGAAAAAUGCAUCAUCUACAACCAAUAUCUCUACAAACAACUACAAAAUGUGGAGAGAGAAUUGAGACUGCUCAGGCCUUCAUCUUUCUCUAAGCCGGACAGCUACAGCCGGGCUGUAUUGCAGGUGCAGGGCAUGAAGAACUUACUUGAACCUCACGUCUCCUGUUCCGGUGGUCAGCACACUCGCAGCUCCAGCCCAACAGAGGGCAGCGGUGCAGACAACAAAAAGUGCUGUCAGAAAGGCUUGCCCUGGUGGUUUGUGUUUGUGGGUUGGUUUCUCGUGGCGGCCACCAGCGGCGUUUCAGCGUAUUUCACUAUGAUGUAUGGCCUGACCUAUGGGAAGGAGCGAUCCAUCGGCUGGCUCGUUUCUAUGGUGGUGUCUUUCUUUGAAAGCCUCUUCAUCACGCAGCCUUUAAAAGUACUUGGAUUUGCUGUCUUUUUUGCUUUGGUCCUCAAAAAUGUUGACCAAGAAGAGUAUGGAGACAUUGCCAUUGAUGGAGCUUUGCCCAGCACAGAUGAUCCUGAUGCAGUCAGAAUAGCCCGGAGAAACAGUACAUGUAGUUUCUAUCAGCCUCCUCCACCCACUGACAUCGAAAAGAUGAGAAACAACAUGAUCAAAGAACAGAAAGUUUUCGCUCUCAUCAGAGAAAUUCUAAUUUAUGUCGGCUUCCUGUGGAUGCUCCUCUUGGUGGCGUACGGUCAGCGAGAUCCAAACGCGUACUAUCUCACUCAGCACAUUCGGCAGAGCUUCAGCAAUGGCAUUUCAGAGAGUAUGGAGCAGAAAGAUAUAUUCAACUGGGUGAAAACAUCCUUACUGAAUAAUCUGUUUGGCCAAUAUCCAGGCUUCAUUACGGAUGGAAACUCAAAACUUGUUGGCAACGCUCGUCUCCGUCAGGUCAGGGUGAGGAAAGACUCUUGUAAGACUGCUAAGCCGAUGCAGCACUCCGGUGUUGACUGCAACGGGCCAUAUUCUUGGGAUUCAGAGGACAUGGGCUCCUACGCUCCAGGCUGGAUCCAGUGGAAUGUGAAUGAUUCAAAGACUCUUUUCAAACCUUGGCGUUAUCAAAGUCAAGCCAAACUCAGAUCAAACCCAGUUUGGGGGAGCGUGGCCCUUUAUAAGGGUGGAGGAUUUGUGGUGGACCUGGGCUCUGAUCAGCAGAACGCAAGCAGACUCCUUCAGUAUCUUUAUAACAACUCUUGGCUGGACGUGUAUACGCGGGCCGUGUUUGUGGAGUUCACCGUAUACAACGCAAAUGUAAACCUCUUCUGCAUUGUGACUCUCAUGUUCGAAACCACAGGAGUGGGUGCGUUCCAAGAUCGAAGUGAGGUACAGAGUGUCCAUCUCUACCAGUCUACGGGUGGCUUUCAUGUGUUUAUAAUGGCAUCGGAGGCCAUCUAUUUCCUCUUCAUCCUUUACUACAUGUUUGUGCAGGGAAAACUUAUGAGACAGCAGAAAUGGGCGUUUUUCAGAAGCAAGUGGAAUCUUUUAGAGUUGGCCAUCAUUAUUUUAAGUUGGAGUGCAUUGUCCGUUUUUGUCAAGAGGACGAUAUUGGGUAACCGGGACAUUGAGUACUACCAAAAUAACAAAGACUUGUUUGUGAGUUUUUCAGAGACCGCCGCAGCAGAUGCUGUGUUGGGCUAUCUGAUAGCCUUCUUGGUUCUGCUCGCAACCAUCAAGCUGUGGCAUUUGCUCAGACUCAACCCCAAACUCCACAUGAUCACCUCCACACUGCAACGGGCAUGGGCCGAUAUCUCCGGCUUCAUUGUAGUCAUGACCAUCAUGUUUCUGGCCUAUUCCAUUGCUUGUGAUUUAAUCUACGGAUGGAGGCUCUACUCGUACAGAUCACUGCUACAGGCUGGCCAAACCAUUAUACGCCUACAGCUGGGGAUCUUCAACUAUGAUGAGGUUUUGGAUUACAAUCCAAUUCUGGGUGCUUUCCUGAUCGGAUCCUGCAUUAUCUUCAUGACGUUUGUAGUUCUGAAUCUCUUCAUAUCUGUCAUCUUGGUGGCGUUCAGCGAAGAGCAGCUUCACCCCACACCCUCUGAAGAAGAGGAAAUUGUAGACCUGAUGCUGAUGAAGAUCUACAGUCUUUUUGGAAUCAAAUGCAAGAAAAAGCAAAUCGACAAUGAUGAUGCCUUGACCAAAGCUUCGGUUAUAUCAUAAAAAUGAUGCUCGUCUCUGUAACCAUGUGACAGUCAAUGCAAGCUUUCUUAAAUGCCUCUUGGUCAUUGUAUGCUUUUAAUUGUUUUUGUACAUAACUGCAGUUUAUAAGGCUUGCUAAUGCAUAGAGGCAAUUUAAUAUUAGAAGUGCUGGUCAAUGCUAAAAAUACAAAUAUUAAGCAUGAAAUAUACAACAUUGUCUGAAUGUUUUUAUGUCUUUCUACAACAUUGCGUUCCAUCUACACAUUUAUGCUUGAUUUGUGAAAGAACACAAACAGUGAUUGCAGAACACUGUCAUAUAGGCCUACUGUAAAAUUAUUCAGAUAGUUUAUUGGUUUUAAUUGAUAACCAAUUGUGUACAAGUAUUGACAAGGAUGAGCACCAUAGGUAAUGUCAAGCCCUGAAGCACAAAAACAUUACUGCUAUACACAUCACUAAGUCUUCCUAAUGCAGGACCUACCAGUCCAACCAUGGCAUUUAACUCAAUUCGUAACCUCGAGCAUUUCUAAUUUCUCUAUGAGCGUUUGUCAGAUCUCAGUCUCAAGUAGCCUACCUAAACCAGUCACCUAAUUUAAUUUACGCAAGGUUGCAUCCUUUGCUACACAGUAACAAGUACCUGAAUUUGAGAACAUACACCUUGUAACCUGUGGUGUAGUCCUAACAAAAAAAGUGGUGUACUAUACUAUACAACCAUAACCCCGACCUCAAAUGGCCAAAAGACGGGUCAGUGUGUUUGUUCGUUUUUCUAGUGACAUAUGACAAUUAUAUCAGUUAAAUGCAUCAUUUUGCACUUAUGCUUUUAAUAUGAAGUUAUAGAAUUGGAAAAAAAUAAGUUGUGGGAAAAGGUUGGAAAAAUAGGUCUAUGCCAGUACUGUUGACCACAAUACAAUAUUUUUACAAAGCAUCACAUCUUUUUAACACAUCACAUAUACAAGAUUACCUAAAAACAUACGCAAAAUUUUACAGAAUACAGAUGUAACUUUGUCAUCACUCCCAUCUCUGUGUCAAUACUUGUAAUUGAAGGGGAAGAUAUUAAUGUAUUAAGUAAACGUUGUGGUAAAAAACAGACUACAUUAUUUUAAAUGUAGAAUAAACGUAACGAGGAGAUUUAAAACGACUGUAAAGGGAAUGAGGAUACAGAGAAAAAUGUAAGGAUUCUGACUUGUGUGAUUUUAAACAGUAGGGCUAUGGAAGUGCUUUUUCUCAUUUAAUCGGGUGCCAUUUAAAGAAAGCUAGUAUUAAAAGUUGCGACAGAUAUCAAAGAUUCGCGAUGCACUGCAAUAUCAUGAAGAGCUAAAGCAGCGCAAGAGAACCCGUAAAUUCAGUGUCAAUCUAUCUCAAGCCGGAGGCCCGGAACAGAGAGUAGCCACUGCCGGUGAGCUCCCUUUAAACCAGCUUUGACUAAAAGUGAGCAGUUUUAUCGAUAUUACCUGACGGCUUCAGCGGAACUCUUUCAGUCACUGACAGGAAGAACUCCUCGAUGGCGCGUUACCAACACUGAAGAUGCGUCAAGCGCAUCGCUUGACGUGGUUGUCGGAGGCGGGGUCGCAAGACAUAUUGUGUAUUUUCUUAAGAAAUGCACCAAUUGUAUGAACGAAUUGUGAACCCGAUACAGUUAAAGGGAACGCAACCACAAAAGCAGCUUGGAGACGUUAGGGGCGAAAAUGCGAGCCGCUCUGCUAUAGCCCGAUUCACAUUACGCGGCAAGUUCGUUAUUUUAAAUGUCGGUCGCGAUGCGCAUGCGGUGUGACGCUGCCGUUUUUCUAGGUUUUAGACGCGAAAUGUGAAUCGCGGCAUUCUGAAAAGUUAAACUAUUUUCAUCUCGAUGCGGCGCCUGAAAAAAAGAGCGCGCACCGCGUCGCCCCUAUUUGUGCGCAUUUUUCUAGGCGCGUCGGCGCUGCAUUAAGGUGGAAAUAGUUCAACUUUUCGGAGUGCCGCGCGCGCACCGCGGGUCAUUCGAAGAGAGAAAGCGGCGCGCCUCGCGUUUUCCGAAGCGAAAUGUUAAUCGGGGCUUAAGCAGGAGAACAAGUGGGAAUCGCUAAUAUAGAUCUUUAUAAAUCUGUGGAAACAGUGAACACACUGCCCGGAAUACACCACUGCUUGUAACCCAGAUAACGUAAUAUCCAAAUAAAACAGGAUUUUUUUUAAUGCCGCGUCCGAUACGAGGUUUGAAGUGGGACUGUGAGUUUCCGACCUCAUAGUGUACCAGUCACUCACGUCACCUGUCACGCCACAAAAAAGAACUUACCACAAAACUUACGGAAAGACAUUUGUUUCCUAUUUUGUGUUGCGAAAUACUUGACAGUAUGUUUUUACAUUACAUAUAAACUGGCCCCGCGCUAAUUUCACUGAAUUCAGUGCCGUGCCCCGAGUUCAGAGGUCAAGUGUCCAACUUGGAGCGCUUUUCCAAACGUUAUUACAAAGUCGGAGAUGGGAAUAUCCGAGUUGUCUCGACCGCAGGCCUAAUACGUUUGACACAUAUGCCUCAGUGAAAACUUACAGCUACAAUCGGUAAAUUUCCUCUCUAUCGCCAUCUGUUUUAAAAAAAAGUUGCAGGUUACAUUAGACACUUCUUUAAGUAGGUGUAAGUCAAAUGACGUCACACUUACAUUCCUUGCAAACCCAGACCCACCAUCUCAACGUAUUAAACCUGGGGCAGUUUCCCGGUAAAUUAACUAGACAUAUACUGUAGGCCUUAGUUAAAUUAAGUUUACGGUUUUGAAUUGCUGUAAGAUAUGGAAACGUUUGCAACACUUAUUUUAUGUAGCCUGCUGAUAUUUAUUUUUACAAAAAAGUAAUGAAUUGCAGCUUUACGUACUAUGACAAAAAUGUUUACUUUAUCUUACAAUAUACACAAUAAUUUGACCAAAUAAUCGCUGCUUACGUGAGAUUGCGAAACUAUUGAUAGAGUUGUUGGCCCCGACAAUGGAAUUGCCUAAAAAUAAUGUUCAGACAAGGUGAUACAAGCACAAAAAAGAUUUAAAGCCAUUGUUUUUAAUGUUGUGUAUACUGGUGGUUCAUCCAUUCAUCAACCAAAUGCUUGAGACUGCCUGUAUUCAUGCUCCAACGAAUUAUUUAAAUGACUUCAGUGCUUGUUACAAUGUCUUUAUCCAAAUCGAACACCAAGUGCAUUUUCUUUUGGAGCCUAAAACAAUCAUUACAAUAAGCAAUCGAUUGCCACACACACUAUAACUGAAGCCCUCUCAACACCAACCCUUAUAGACGUCACCGCUCGGGUAACAAGGUUCCAAAUUCUUAAAUAGUUUUCAACUGAGUUAAAAAAAUUUGCAGUCUGAUACAGAAGGCUAAGAGACCUGAACAAUAUGAAAGUGCUAGUCAUUAAUUUACAGAGAUCAGGCAUCACAUAGUGCUAUGACAAGUAUCCAAUAUGCUACAUUUGAAUACACAUGUUGACACCUUACAAACGCCUCUGGCUGUCUGACCAGGCAACUUAAAAAUCAAGUGGCCUGGGCUAGUAUGUACAAUAUCAUGAGAUCUGAUUAUUUUUUUGUCAAUGAAGAAAAACGUUGACA
Molecule: messenger RNA, 10868 nt
Organism: Triplophysa rosa
Lineage: Eukaryota; Metazoa; Chordata; Actinopteri; Cypriniformes; Nemacheilidae
Gene: pkd1l2a
Product: polycystic kidney disease 1 like 2a
Exons: 41
Coding region: 1-7338 (2445 amino acids)
Biological process (GO): detection of mechanical stimulus
Cellular component (GO): membrane
Molecular function (GO): carbohydrate binding; protein binding; calcium ion binding
Source: RefSeq, a predicted model, not a curated record